AUGGUCAAAAAUAAUCCCCCGAUCGGCAAGGCCAGUCUUCGCUCAAUUCUUCCAAAGCCUCCCUACGACAUCAAAGCACAUGAAUCACUCAUCUGGUUGGAGGAAUCACGAACCCUACACAUGUAUAUCGCAUACACCGAAGGAAAAACACAAGAAGAGAUGGCUAUUUACAUGGCAAUCUUGAAUCUCCGCAUGGCUGAGUAUGGACCAUGGGCAAAUAACAUUCAACUGCUGUUUCAUCCACGAGUGAUCCGCCUCUACGAAAAUCCCAGCAUAUACGCCCAGCAUGUUUCUGAGAUGAAAGCUCUAGUCAAUCGAAUCAACCAAUCCUUCAAGGUCGUUACACACAUCAAUAUUAGGAUUAAAGUUGAUUAUGCCAACUUUCAGCAAAUGAAAUUGGCAGCUUCCUUCUUGGCAUUGGAGAAGAACUGGAAUUUGUUCUAUUACUUUGACGGUAUAUUGCGUCUUAUCGAGAUCGACGAACAGAGCAUCCUCAUGAGACGCCUCCGUGGUGUUUAUGACAGAGAUUUUAAGGUCCAAAUGAAAUAUUGUGGAUGGUUAUGCUACAUAUAG
Molecule: messenger RNA, 573 nt
Organism: Sclerotinia borealis F-4128
Lineage: Eukaryota; Fungi; Ascomycota; Leotiomycetes; Helotiales; Sclerotiniaceae
Source: the annotation of a GenBank genome assembly